UCGGUUCCUCCGUAAGCUCCAAUAGUGGUAGGUCUCUACACGUGCCAUCUGGCAUUCUCCGUCGACAUGAGUCUGCUCACCUCUCCGGCGAUCCGAGUAUUUGCACCUUCCUAUUUCUGUUUCUUUAAGCUUUCUCCGUCCUCGGGCAAUGGCAGAGUCCUCGGGUUUGGGAUGGGGCUGGGGUUCGAGUGGCUGAGGAAUAAGAGAAGGCUAAGGCGAAAGCUCAAGUCGGUUGUGAACGCAGAGCUUUCGAAGUCGUUUUCCUUGAAUUUCAGUUUGGACUCUCAGAACAUGAAUUCCUUCCAAUCCUAUGAUCCAUCACAGCUGCCUUGGAUCGGUCCAAUUCCAGGUGAUAUUACUGAAAUUGAAGCAUAUUGUAGGAUCUUUAGGAGUGCUGAAAGGCUUCACUCUGCAUUAAUGGAUGCUUUGUGCAAUCCAUUUACUGGUGAAUGUAGUGUCUCAUAUGAUGUCCCAUCAGACGAGAAACCACUACUUGAAGAUAAAAUAGUCUCUGUCCUGGGAUGUAUGGUAUCUCUUGUGAAUAAAGGGAGGGAGGAUAUUCUUUCUGGAAGGUCCUCAGUCAUGAAUUCCUUCCGUGCUAUACAUGUUAGCACAAUGGAGGAUAAUCUCCCCCCGCUUGCCACUUUUAGGAGUGAGAUGAAGAGGUGUUGUGAGAGCUUGCAUGUAGCUCUUGAGAACUAUUUGAUAUCUGGUGAUGAUCGAAGCAUAAAUGUGUGGCGAAAACUUCAGAGACUGAAGAAUGUCUGCUAUGAUUCAGGUUUUCCUCGUAAAGAGUUUUAUCCUUGUCAUACUUUAUUGGCAAAUUGGAGUCCUGUUUAUUUUUCAACUUCUACAGAGGACAUGGGAUCUAAAAAUUCUGAGGCAGUUUUUUGGACAGGAGGCCAGGUAACAGAAGAAGGCUUGAAAUGGUUACUGGAUAAAGGAUUUAAAACUAUUGUAGAUGUCAGAGCAGAAACUGUAAAAGACAACUUCUAUCAAGCAGCCAUUCAUGAUGCUAUUGCCCGUGGGAAAAUUGAAUUGGUCAAAAUCCCAGUUGAAGUUAGGACUGCACCUACAAUGGAACAGGUUGUGAGGCUUGCAUCUUAUGUUUCUGAUGGCAGCAAAAGGCCCAUUUAUCUUCACAGCAAGGAAGGAGUUUGGAGAACAUCUGCUAUGGUUUCCAGGUGGAGGCAGUACAUUAGUCACUCUGCAUCGCAGUUAGUCUCUAAUCAAGUAGUUACUUCCAAUGACAUGGUUUCAUGCUAUGCAAAGGGAUCCAGAAAAUCUCAGGAUUAUUUGGUGGCUUCAAGGGGAUCCUUCCUAGAAAAGGAUACCAAUUCAUUACGAGAUAAUCUGGGUUCAGCUCAUGGUUUUGUCGAAACAUCAAGUGAAAGUGCCUCUCAAAAGAAGGUUAACAAAAAGACACAAAGUAAUGGGGCUUUGAAUGGAUCUAUUUCUGGAGAUAAGACAACAUCAGAAACCCUAUCUACUUCUAAUGGGGUAGGAUCUUUUUCAAGUUUCUCUCGUGUGACUAACCCUUUAAAAUCUCAGGUUCCUCCUUGUGAUAUCUUUUCCAAAUGGGAGAUGUCCAACUUUCUUGGAAAGAUCUCACCACCUUCUUAUUUCAGAUAUCAUAUUAGAGGAAUGGAAAGCUUACAACAUUCAAGAAACAUGCGUAUAGGAGACAUGAUGGUCAGCAAUGUUGAUAAUCCUUUGCCCAAACUUGUAGACUCAGGAAGUUCCAAUGGUUCUGCUCAUAUGGAUUAUCCUUCUGGAGAGGUAGAUGUUACAAUUGAUGGAAAUACAAACUUAGUGGCUGGAGGUACUUCUAAUUCUGUUCAGACAACAGCAUACAGAUCUAGUAAUAGGGAAACAAAUCCCAUGUUUAAAACCAGUGUCUCCACCAGUAUGAGCACAGGUAUUGAUCAUGUCGCUACUGGAUCUCUGAAGGUUGAAGACAGCAUUGCUGAGGCUAGGUUAGCCUUAGAUGAAGAUUCAGAACCCAUUGAGGGGAAUAUGUGUGCAUCUUCAACAGGUGUUGUUAGGGUGCAGUCCAGGAAGAAAGCAGAAAUGUUCUUAGUACGAACAGAUGGUUACUCGUGUACUAGAGAAAAAGUGACUGAAUCUUCUCUGGCUUUCACUCACCCUAGCACCCAACAGCAGAUGCUUAUGUGGAAAUCUGUGCCAAAAACCGUAUUGUUGUUGAAAAAACUGGGGGAAGAAUUGAUGGAAGAAGCAAAAGAGGUGGCCUCUUUCUUAUAUCACCAAGAAAAAAUGAAUGUUGUUGUGGAACCUGCUGUGCAUGAUAUAUUUGCCAGAAUUCCUGGGUUUGGAUUUGUCCAGACUUUUUAUAGUCAAGAUACCAGUGAUUUACAUGAGAAAGUAGACUUUGUUGCAUGCUUGGGGGGAGAUGGUGUUAUACUGCACGCUUCAAAUCUAUUUAGAGGUGCUGUUCCCCCUGUUGUUUCAUUCAACCUCGGCUCUCUUGGUUUUCUAACAUCUCAUAAUUUUGAUGACUACAAGCAGGACUUGCGGCAAGUUAUUCAUGGAAAUACUAUACGAGAUGGUGUGUAUAUUACUCUUAGAAUGCGUCUUCAGUGUGAAAUUUUUCGCAAGGGUAAAGCUGUGCCAGGAAAAGUAUUUGAUGUUCUUAAUGAGGUUGUCAUCGAUCGGGGUUCUAAUCCAUACCUUUCAAAAAUUGAAUGCUAUGAGCAUGAUCGACUUAUAACUAAGGUACAAGGUGAUGGAGUCAUUGUGGCCACCCCUACAGGAAGUACUGCCUAUUCUACAGCUGCUGGAGGUUCUAUGGUCCAUCCAAAUGUACCCUGCAUGUUGUUUACACCUAUAUGUCCACAUUCACUCUCAUUUAGACCAGUUAUUCUUCCGGACUCUGCGCGACUUGAAUUAAAGAUUCCAGAAGAUGCAAGAAGUAAUGCAUGGGUUUCAUUUGAUGGGAAGAGAAGGCAGCAGCUUUCAAGAGGAGAUUCUGUCUGUAUAAAUAUGAGUCAGCAUCCGCUUCCAACUGUAAACAAGUUUGACCAAACAGGGGACUGGUUUCGUAGCUUGAUUCGUUGCCUAAAUUGGAAUGAAAGGCUUGAUCAAAAGGCCCUGUAAACUCUGGAUAUGAAGAACGUAUAUGCGUUAGACUCUUGAAAAGAUUCUGGGCUCCUGUACAGCCUGUACAUUGAGAUUACACAACUUAGUUAUAGUGGAAAUACUAGUUUCUUACAUUGGCUUCCCUGAUAAAGAUGGGAUUUGCCCCUGAUUUCAAUAUAGUAUCAUACUGACAAGAUGUUAUUGAAUACAAAAAAAUUUGAAAGACAUUAAAACUUGUCUGGGAACACAGCAUUAGUGCAUCCAAAAAGUUGAUAACUAUUUGUUGGAGUUACUUUCUCCUUUCUUUCUUUUUCUUUUCAGUAGAUUUUGAUGGGCCUGUGAGUUUUAAUUCAUGCAACGAAGUUGAGACAUUUAGACAGGCCGAAGCCGAGAACAGUUAUUUUUCUCAGCAGGCUGGAUUAUUAUCAAAUAUGUCAUUUGUUGGUCAUGAUUUUAUGACAAGAUUGUUAAGGUUUUGGCCCUCUGAACCUUCUGAGCUAUUUAUUUGUCUGCGGAAGAAUCAAGAGUGUUGAUGGGGCAUCUCGGCCCAUGAUGAUGCCGACGAUGGUGCUUUGCCGGUGGAACAUAGAAUAUGUUGGGGUAUAUUCUAUUUGAGAAUUUUUUUUGUUGUUGCACAAGUAUCAUCACAGCCAACAAUUAUGAGAUUAAU
Molecule: messenger RNA, 3766 nt
Organism: Prosopis cineraria
Lineage: Eukaryota; Viridiplantae; Streptophyta; Magnoliopsida; Fabales; Fabaceae
Product: NAD kinase 2, chloroplastic-like
Exons: 8
Coding region: 67-3114 (1015 amino acids)
Biological process (GO): NAD+ metabolic process; NADP+ biosynthetic process
Molecular function (GO): NAD+ kinase activity
Source: RefSeq, a predicted model, not a curated record